Messenger RNA from Talaromyces stipitatus ATCC 10500, 1041 nucleotides. RefSeq lists its product as uncharacterized. Bases 1 to 1041 code for a protein of 346 amino acids. The record is from RefSeq and is a predicted model, not a curated record. Lineage: Eukaryota; Fungi; Ascomycota; Eurotiomycetes; Eurotiales; Trichocomaceae. The transcript has 2 exons.
AUGUCGAACUGUUCGACAUUUUGUCGAACUUUCGCCAAGACGCUAAGUCAUGUGACUAAACCUCUGGCCUGUUGGGGUACUAUAUGUAUGGAUUCGCAAAUCUCAACCUCGAAUGAGAGCCAAUUGGCUGCUAAUAUAGCAGCUGCAGCGCUGCAGGCCACCGAAUAUAUUAUAAUAACCUCCUCACCACCGCCGCCAGUCCGUUCGCAGCCUACAACCGAUACCCAGGGUACCACCGAUUCGCAAGCCACUUCAUAUAACAGUACUGACGACUCGGAUUCGAAUGAGGCUUCCAUUAGUCAAAAUACGGCAUCUCAAGUGAAGAAUAACAAGCGAGGGAGAUCGCUCAAAGAUGAAGAGCUUUCUCUGCUGUUUAAAUGCGCGUUGGACCUCAAACUUGAUUAUAAACCAAAGAGAAAAUAUUGGGAAGCUGUUGAGGAUAGAUUUGUGCGCCUUAUUGGACAUUCUUAUUCGUGGAAAUCGUGCAAAUCUCAGAUCGAGAGGCUCUCUAAGAAACGGCGCUUAUACCUGGCUCAAUACGUUACUGGUAGAGAGGCGGAGGCUACAUCUGAGUUGGACGAGCUUAUCGAUCAAUGGAACGACUUUAUUGACGGAUAUGAGAAAGAUGAGGCUGAGAAGUUGGCAGAAAAAAACAAAUAUAAGGAAAAUUCGCAGUUGGUGCUUGCAUAUCGAGACCAACUGGUCUCAACAGGCUUGCAAAAAUCCAAAAAGCAAGCGCCAGAGGAGCUUAAGCCGUCUGAGGAUGAUACUGGGUCUGAUAAUAGGAAAGUACCAGAAUAUCGUAAGACUGCUACAGCCUCGCGGCCGUCAAAAAAGCGGUCUAUCCAGGAAGCGAUAUUCGCCUUAGUUGACGUAUUAGAAGAGGAUAGACAAGCGUCAAAAAAGCCUGAAUCGGUUGCAAAAAAAAGCGAAUUGGAACGGCUUUCUGGGGAUGUCAAAGAGCUUCAAAAUCAGUAUAAAAAUCUUGAUGAGAAGCUUGAUAAAUUAAUCUCAAUGAUAGGGGAAAAGCGUACGGGUUAG